This is a messenger RNA of Mesorhabditis spiculigera, 249 nucleotides long. The record is from the annotation of a GenBank genome assembly. NCBI's taxonomy places the organism in Eukaryota, Metazoa, Nematoda, Chromadorea, Rhabditida, Rhabditidae.
AUGUCUCAAAAGCAAAAAGUCAUCGACCUCUACAAGACGCUGUACCACAUGGGCAAGGAGUAUCCAAAAGGAGCUCUCUGGUUCCACACGCGGCUGAAGACCGCCUUCAUCAAGAACAAAGACGAAAAGGACCCGCAAAAGAUUGACGAAUUGAUUCAGAGGGGCGAGUUCGUCGUCAAGGAGAUCGACGCCCUGUACAAGCUGCGGAAGUACCGCGCCAUGAAGCAGCGCUACUACGAGGAGCAGCCA